Messenger RNA from Solea solea (common sole), 3939 nucleotides. RefSeq names its product pre-B-cell leukemia homeobox interacting protein 1b (gene pbxip1b). The record is from RefSeq and is a predicted model, not a curated record. The coding region runs from base 154 to 2922 and encodes 922 amino acids. Lineage: Eukaryota; Metazoa; Chordata; Actinopteri; Pleuronectiformes; Soleidae. The transcript is spliced from 11 exons.
CCCUGUGAUUGGAUGAGACGCGUGUUAGCCAUGCACAUUCAGGAGCAAGUUCCCAAGUUGGAUGAGAACACUCAGAAGUGUGUGAGCCUUGUUCUGUGAUAGACUGUGGAGUGAAACGACAGUCACGGAGACAGUACAAGCCUUUCUUGGGAGAUGUCUGGCGGAAACAGUGCCAGCAACAACUGGACCAUUGUCACUCCUGAGGAGACUGUUGCUGAAACCCUGAGGCCUUUGGCAGAGGGAACAGAGCACCAUGAAGAAGCAUCUGCAGCAGACUCUGGAGCAAACCAGCCUGGAGGGAGUAAAGCAUCUGCAGUGGCGUCUCCUGUGGAGGAACACAUGGUUUUGGAAGACAAAGCAGAACUAAUUGGACACACAAGCACGGAGCAACACACCUCCACACCACCUGCCCUCAGUGAUUCUUGCAGCUUUGUUCCAGGCAGUGAUGCAUCCAACCACCCAGGGGAUCUACCUGGGAGCCUGGCACAGACCAGCCCUGACCCUGAUUCAUUCUCUGACUCCUACACCCACAUAAGCCCCUCCCCUGAUGACACCCCCGCCUCACUGCUGUGCACAGAGACUCUGGGAGGGGAGCAGUCUACACAUGAAGAAGAGAGGCUUGUACAGGGAGAAAUUCUGCAUCCACUCCAAGGAGAAGAGCUACAACAGGAAGAGGAUCAGUCAGACCUUUCGCCAAGUAUGACCAAGUUAGAGAGACAAGCAGACUCUCCCCCUGUGGACUCUGAGGUGUGUGAGGAGAGGACUACAAGGACAGAAGAACAGGGAGACCCGGAGGUGAGGAGGAGGAGGUCUAUCUUGGCAGCUCUGGAGCGGAUCGGGAGGACAGAGGAGGAAGAGGACAGGGAGGAAGAAGACAGAGAGGAGGAGUUUCAGGUGCCACAGCGAGGGGACGACAGCGGGUUCACCGUGAACAAGUGCAUCCUCGGUGUUGUCAUUCUGUUAGGCCUUGGUACCAUCUUUUUCUCCGGUGUCUUCAUGGACCUGGAUGCGGAGAGUGACUAUGGUACAAGGGAGCUGAAAGAUUCAGAGGUUCCAGGAAAACAGGAGUGGCUUAAUCCAGAGGUUCCUCCACCACCGGCAGACGCUGACAGUACGGAGCUCCUAAAUAAGUUAGCGGAGGGAAACCAGCAGAUUUCUGUGCUACAAGCACAACUUCAGACACAGAAAGAAGAGAUUAAAGUAGCCACAGAACAGGCAGCAGAGGGAGCAGUGGAGCGGCUGCUAAGGGAGGAGAUUGAGAAGGAAAACAGUAGGUUGAAGACAGAGAUGGCAUCUCUCCCUCUUCUUCAGAAAGAGAAUGAGAGGCUGAAGCAAGAGCUGGAGUCUGUCCCGGCCCUACAGAAAGAACUAGAAACACUGAGAUCGACUGUCACUGAAUUAAAACGCUCCUCAGCAGCAGCACCUUUGAAGCCCACUAUAUCGCCCCCCAGUGGCCAGCCAGAGGACAGCGGGCAGGACACAACAGCGAGAGAGGCCAGGAAACCAUGGAAAGAGCAGAAAGAGAAGAAGACUGAUUGGAAGAAGGAGAAAUAUGACACUGGUGAAAAGAAGGAGUGGAAAGAGAAAGAAAAGUCUCACUGGAAGGAAGAAGAAAAAAAAGAACGCAAAGAUGGUGGGAAAAUGGGAAAACAUGAGCAAGGGAAGUCUGAUAAGGUGAAAGAUUACGAAGGUAAGCAGAAGAGGCACAGUGAAGAUAUAAAGCAACUGAAAAAGAAUGAGGAGAAGAAAGAAAAACUGAGCAGAGGUGAUGAAGGAAAGACAUGGAAGGCUAGGGAAGGGAAGAAGGAAAGGGUAGAAAAUAGUGAGCAAAAAGAUUGGAAGGAAGUAAAAGGCAAAUAUGAGAAAAAGGGAAAAUAUGAGAAAGUGAGUGAGGGUAAACACGAGAACGAUUGGAAGAAGGAAAAAGACUAUGGAGAGAGGCACAAGGUUAGGGAAGAAUGGAAGGGAGAGAAGGAGUGGAAGAAGGUAAACAAUGGCUUUAAGGGAAGUGGCAAAGAGAAAUGGGAGAAGAAGGAUUGGAAAGAGAAAGGAGAGGAGAAACAUAGUGAGUGGAGGGGUAAAAGUGGCAAAGAUGGAGGUAAAGAAGGGAAACAAAAGGGUGAAAACAAACGGUGGGAAGAGAGUGAAAAUCACAGCAAGAGUCAUGGUAAAGAAAGGAAAGGUAAGGAUGAAAAGAGGCAGUUGGAUGAGAAUGAGAGGAAGAAUAAAAAUGGUAAGGAUGUAAAGGAAGGGAAGAUGAAGGAUGAGAGGGUGAAAAAAGAGGAGACCUGGAAGAAAGGACAGAAGAAGAAGGAGCACAGUGGGGACGGGAAAAAGGAUGCAUUUAGCUCUGAAAAACAUAAAGAUGAGCACACAAUGUCUGAUAAUCACCCACAUGACCACCAUGACGAGUCUGUGUGGGCAGACCACAAGGAUCGUCAUUCACACCGCCGACCAUCGCUUGAACAGCCCGAGUACUGGGUCCAGCAGAGAGAGCGACUCCAGCACAGCCCCAACACGCCGCAGCACUGUGACACACUGGAGACCUGCGCUCAGACAGAGGGGCUGCUUCCUGUGCACUUCUCUGAGUUUGACACCAUCCUCCAAAAUUACCUAACCAUGGCGGAGGAGGCGGGCGUGGAUGCCUCUCAAAGAGAGGAGCUGCAAAAGCUGGCUGCUGAGUUCUUCAAGGAUGGAGUCUUUCUUCACAAUCAGAUGAGCUUUGAAGAUUUUGUGGAGGACGUGGCCGACGUUCUUGAAGACAUGGUGGAAGGGGUUGAGAACGGGGAAGAGGUGGAAACCACCAUAGAGGAUGAGUUUGAAAAAGAAGUCAUGAAAAAGUUUUCAGUGCCUGCAGCUGCGAAGAAAGAGGAGAAAAUCCUGGGGGAGCAGAAGAAAGAGAGCAGGCGAGGACAUGGCUGAAGUUACAAAAUAAAAAAAGGAUCUGUCAGAAGUUGCCAAGAGAAGUAGUGACAGAUGAGGUUAUGGAAAGGGAACACAUGUGUUUGGACCAUAAAUGCUCACUAGAAUACUUUAUUUUCCUGUCAUUGUUUUUACAGGAUUUUUAUUUCACCAUGUCCGUCUAUUGUUCUGGCCAUUUUGUCUUAGCAGUUUAAUUUCACUGUCUUGGUAAAGCUUUAUUUUUCACCUGUGCAUACGCACACACACACACACACACACACACACACACACUUACGGAGACAGCAUAUAAAUGAGACCAUAAAGUUUGGAUCGAGUUGACCGUUGACCUGCUUUCACUGUCCUCUUUAGAAACCUAUACAGUUUAAUAUAAUCUAUAAUCCUACUCUGCAGUGUUAGUCACUCAUUCCACAUGUUAUGUGUCCUGUUCACUGAUCAGGCCUCUCUUACUGCUUUAGCCUGAGUGAUGCUCUUUAAAAAGUAUCUUUUGUUUUUUAUAAUGUGUGGAGUGAACGUUAUUGCUGAAAAGUUUAGUGAAUGUUUAUUGAUGUUUUUUGGAAUUUAAAAUUCUUAAUUUUGAAUGUUUGUACAUAUUACUUAAAAGACUUAAAAAAGAUAUACUUAACUUAUUUUACAGAGGCUUAAAAAAACAACACUUGGCAGGCACAUAAAGUAUCAACAUGUUGAGCAUGUAUGUUUAUUUUCAGGUACAAAACUUUUGUUGUGCACUAAAAUGUUCUUAAUUCUUGUUUUAUUGUGAAAUGUAACAUUUUGCUUUUUUUGAUGAGGUUGACAUGGGAAGUUACUUUCAGGCCGGAUGUUUUUUUGAAUGUAUUUAAAUACUAACUUUGUAGGUGUUGCAGAUUCAAGGGCAUGCAGCCACACUGAUGAUAACGCAGAACCCCGUACUGUGUGGGCUUUUUGUCAUCGCAGUCCACCUUAUAAGUUAGGAUGUUCAUAUUCUCCCAUGAUGUUGUUAUAAGAGCAGAUUAAUAAAUUUGAUUCAUCCAUGUGAAGAAA